This is a messenger RNA of Rotaria sp. Silwood1, 285 nucleotides long. The record is from the annotation of a GenBank genome assembly. Lineage: Eukaryota; Metazoa; Rotifera; Eurotatoria; Philodinida; Philodinidae.
AUGUGCUCAAUGACUUGGCUAUAUACUUGUUUGUAUGUUCGAAUGAUAAAAGGAUCACAAUUAUAUGGUGUUUACAAUAAAUCAUUAUUAGUUAAUAAAUAUUUAUUACAACGACGUUUGGAUUCAAUACCUUCCGCUGUUAUACAAUCAAAUAAAUUACAUUUAAUAUGUUAUGAUCAUUUACUCAGUCAUUAUUAUUGUACACAUGAUACAAUUUCUAUGUCUAAUCAAUUGUUUAAACUAAUAUUAAGUGAAAUAGAUUUAUUUCGUAUAUUCUCAUUAUAA